Molecule: messenger RNA, 681 nt
Organism: Geosmithia morbida
Lineage: Eukaryota; Fungi; Ascomycota; Sordariomycetes; Hypocreales; Bionectriaceae
Exons: 1
Coding region: 1-681 (226 amino acids)
Source: RefSeq, a predicted model, not a curated record
AUGCCGCCCAGGCAACCCAACAUCGUCGCCGGACUCACAGCCAGGGGAGCCAAGCUAGAUGCCAGCGCUUCCACCCUUACUUCCACUUCCACAGUGCCUUCCUCCAUGCGGCCCCCCAUGCAGGAGGGACCGUCACGUCUGAGAAGGCUCAGCUACCCACAGGUCGCCCAGCUUUCCAUAAUCGACGAGCACAGAACCGACGAUGAUGGCGUGGCCGCCGAUGCGUCGAGUAGCAGCACGGCGUCAACCCUGAACCUCCACAUAAACAGCUCCAUCAGGAUUUCCAACGGCAACAACCUGGUCUGCCUGACCGAGUCCCCCGCCAGGCACGCAAACGCCAUCGCCGAGGCCGUCACCCGUGCCCUCCAUCUGACCAGCUCGGGCCACUGCGGCAUCCCCAUGGUUGACGGCAACGGGAACCCCCGUCCCAUACAGAUCGACGUCGAUGCGGGCCUGGUGGUGGACGGGGUGGGCAACGUGCUGGGCAACGAGAAGAUGAUUGAUGAGGUUCUGAAACAGAGGCGCCAGAGACUGAGCGAGGAGCUAGACCCGCGCUCGCAGUCGAACCCGUGUGGUUUGCGUCGAAGACGGCGUGAGCGCGACGACCGGGACGAGGAUGAUAGGGAGUCCGAGGGCGACGAUUUGAGCUAUUAUCAGGCUAAGAGGAGACGGUCACAAUGA